AUGUUCAACCGCGAUGAAGAACACACGACGUUUGUCACCGACAAAGGUCUCUACUGUUACAAAGUGAUACCCUUCGGUCUCAAAAACGCUGGGGCAACUUAUCAACGCCUCAUCAACAAGAUGUUCGCGGGACAAUUAGGAAAGUCAAUGGAGGUUUACGUCGAUGUCAUGCUGGUGAAGAGCAUGAAGACCGAGGACCAUGUGGAGGACCUCAGGAGAAUGUUCAGCGUCCUCAGGACGUACAAAAUGAAGCUAAACCCCCACAAGUGUGCCUUUGGCGUCGCUUCAGGGAAAUUCUUGGGUUUCAUGGUGAGUAGUCGAGGAAUCGAGGCCAAUCCAAAGAAGAUUCAGGCCCUCCUCGACAUGGGAUCGCCAAGGAAGCCCAAGGAGGUCCAGAAGCUGACAGGUUGUGUAGCCGCACUUAACAGGUUUAUCUCUAAAUCUACGGACAAGUGCGUACCAUUCUUUGAUACCCUGAGAGGAAGCAAGCCAUUCCUAUGGACGGAAGAGUGCGAACAGGCGUUCCACCGACUAAAGGAACACCUUGGGAAACCCCCUCUGCUGUCUAAACCGGUGACCAGAGAGGUGCUGAGCCUUUACCUGGCGGUCUCGAAACACGCCAUUAGUUCGGUGGUGAUCCGCGAAGAGAAGAAUGUGCAGUUGCCGGUGUAUUACACUAGCAAGUGCCUCCUUGACGCAGAGACGAGGUAUCCCCAGAUGGAAAAGCUCACCCUCGCACUAGUUGUGACAGCAAGGAAGUUGCGGUACUACUUCCAGGCCCAUAGCAUUCAGGUCUUGACCAACCACCCACUCAGGCAAGUGCUACAGAAGCCCGACACCUCCGAGUUCACGGGGCUGCCGGACGAGGUCGGCGAAGUUGACAAACCACCACGAUGGAAGCUCUACAUCAACGGGAGCUCCAACGACAAUGGCAGUGGGGCAGGACUGGUAUUACACACACUUGAGGGACACAAGAUCACCUCGGCCAUCAGGUUUGAAUUUCUCGCAUCCAAUAACGAAGCUGAGUACGAGGCGCUGCUGGCCGGGCUCCGGUUAGCGGAGCACCUAAAAGCGGGGAACUUAGACAUCUUCAGCGAUUCACAGCUUAUUGUGAAUCAAGUGAAGGGCCAGUACCAGACCCGGGAUGAGAAAAUGGCCGCGUAUCUAAAGAAGGUCAGGGAAGCCCUGGGGAAGCUCACGGCCUAUGAUAUACAGCAAGUACUGAGAGCAGAGAAUAGCAACGCCGACGCCCUCGUCAAGUUGGCGACGUCGAGAGAUGCUGAGCUCUUGAACCUGGUUCCCGUGGAGGUCUUAAAAGCCCCGACCAUGGCAAAGAGGCCCGAGGUCGCGCCGGUGGAUUACCAGCCAAGCUGGAUUGACCCAAUCAUCAGGUACUUGGUCGACGGUGAACUCCCUGAGGACAGGCAGCAGGCAAAAAAGAUGAAGUAUCAAGCGGCGAGAUACACAAUGCACGACAACCUCCUCUAUCGAAGGGGCUACUCGACGCCCCUGCUCCGGUGCCUCGGCGCAGAAGAGGCAAAGAGAGUGCUGUCUGAGGUGCACAACGGGAUAUGUGGGAACCACGCGGGGGGACAGUCCCUAGCCUACAAAAUACUUCAGCAGGGGUAUUGCAGGCCAAGUCUCAAGAAAGACACAGCCGAGUACGUGAAAAGGUGCGAGAGUUGCCAGAGGUACGCCCUCAUCCCUCGACUGCACUCAGAGGACCUAACAUCUAUAGUGUCUCCCUGGCCCUUCGCUAAAUGGGGAAUUGACCUUAUCAGUCCCCUGCACAAAACCCCGGGGGGUUAUAAGUUCGCUAUUGUCGCGGUCGACUACUUCACAAAGUGGGUAGAAGCCGAGCCAUUGACGACCAUCUCAGAGGAAAAGUGUACAAACUUCAUAUGGAACAACAUAGUUUGCAGGUUUAGUGUGCCACAUUCUCUCAUAUCCGACAAUGGAAAACAGUUCAACAAUGACAACACCAGCCAGUUUUGUGAGCUACUAGGGAUCCACAAGAAUUUCUCCUCCGUCGUAUAUCCCCAAUCCAACGGGCAGGUCGAGGCGGUCAAUAAGAUAAUUAAAGUCACACUCAAACGACGUCUUGACGCCUACAAAGGCAAAUGGGCCGACGAGCUACCAAAAGUGCUGUGGGCCUACAGAACAACGAGUAGAACUACUACGGGGGAAACCUCAUUCUCGAUGGCAUACGGGGUCGAGGCAAUCCUUCCAGUUGAGGUGUCCGUUUCGACCAACCGGGUAACCCGGUACGAGGAGGAUAAGAACGCCGAGCUGAUGGGCUUGGAGCUCGACCUCCUGGAAGAACGGCGCACAGAUGCAUAG
Morus notabilis is the source of this 2340-nucleotide messenger RNA. RefSeq lists its product as uncharacterized. Lineage: Eukaryota; Viridiplantae; Streptophyta; Magnoliopsida; Rosales; Moraceae. The record is from RefSeq and is a predicted model, not a curated record. The transcript is spliced from 2 exons. The coding region runs from base 1 to 2340 and encodes 779 amino acids. Gene Ontology annotation, molecular function: RNA-DNA hybrid ribonuclease activity; nucleic acid binding. Gene Ontology annotation, biological process: DNA integration.